This is a messenger RNA of Serpula lacrymans var. lacrymans S7.9, 1595 nucleotides long. It is a transcript of the gene NdufV1, whose product is annotated as NdufV1, NADH:ubiquinone oxidoreductase subunit. Bases 25 to 1518 code for a protein of 497 amino acids. The record is from RefSeq and is a predicted model, not a curated record. Lineage: Eukaryota; Fungi; Basidiomycota; Agaricomycetes; Boletales; Serpulaceae. Gene Ontology annotation, molecular function: 4 iron, 4 sulfur cluster binding; NADH dehydrogenase (ubiquinone) activity; FMN binding. The transcript is spliced from 5 exons.
GUUCACGACGACGGCGAGACACAAAUGCUCAAGGCUUCAAAAUCAGCAGCGACACUAAACCGUCGCGCGGCUUUUACAACAUUUCGCCGCUCUCUAGCUACCGUCGCAGACCCCCCAGUCCGGCGGUAUGGUGGUCUCAAAGACCAGGACCGAAUUUUCACCAAUGCUUACUGUAGACAUGACCAUGGCUUGAAAGGUGCAAAGUCUCGUGGAGACUGGCAUCGCACAAAAGAUAUCAUUCUCAAGGGUGACUCUUGGAUCAUACAGACCAUGAAGGAUUCUGGUCUUCGAGGUCGUGGUGGGGCCGGCUUCCCAAGUGGUCUUAAAUGGUCUUUCAUGAACAAGCCUGGGUGGGAAAAAGAUGGACGCCCACGCUACCUUGUGGUCAACGCAGACGAGGGUGAACCUGGAACGUGCAAGGAUCGUGAAAUUCUCCGAGGUGAUCCACACAAGCUCGUCGAAGGGUGUCUCAUUGCUGGACGAGCCAUGAAUGCAACAGCAGCCUAUAUCUAUAUCCGCGGCGAGUUCUUUCAGGAAGCCUCACAUCUCCAGCAAGCCAUCACUGAAGCUUAUCGCGACGGUCUGAUCGGAAAAAAUGCUUGCGGGUCUGGAUACACCUUUGACGUCUAUCUCCACCGUGGUGCAGGCGCAUACAUCUGCGGUGAGGAAACUGCACUCAUUGAAUCACUCGAGGGCAAACAAGGUAAGCCGCGACUUAAGCCACCCUUCCCUGCGGAUGUCGGCCUUUUUGGUUGUCCCACAACUGUUGCAAAUGUGGAAACCGUGGCUGUUGCACCUACGAUAUGUCGUCGCGGUGCUUCGUGGUUUGCUGGGUUCGGACGGGAGCGGAACCAGGGGACAAAGCUGUAUUGUAUCAGUGGGCACGUAAACAACCCUUGUGUCGUCGAGGAAGAGAUGAGUAUCCCUCUGCGCGAGCUCGUUGAGCGCCACUGUGGUGGUGUUCGUGGUGGGUGGGAUAACCUCCUUGGCAUCAUCCCUGGCGGUAGUUCGGUACCUGUCCUACCAAUCGACAAGUGUGGCGAGGUGCUUAUGGAUUAUGACUCGCUGAAAGAUGCCCAGUCGGGUCUUGGAACUGGUGCAGUCAUAGUCAUGGAUAAAAGUACAGACAUUGUUUCAGCAAUCGCACGCUUUUCUUCUUUUUACAAGCAUGAAUCGUGUGGUCAAUGUACUCCCUGUCGUGAAGGCACGACAUGGAUGAUGAACAUGAUGAACCGUAUGGUCGAAGGUCGUGCCCACCGGCGAGAGAUCGACAUGCUCCUUGAACUAACUAAACAAGUCGAAGGUCGUACGAUUUGUGCCCUGGGCGACGCUGCUGCCUGGCCAAUUCAAGGCCUCAUGCGCCACUUCCGCCCACUUGUUGAAGCGCGUAUUGACGAGUUCCGCGCAACGCAAGGCGGUGUGAUGUUUGGAGGGAGGAUGAUCAAAGAUGCGGAUACUACACUCGCAUUACCUGAUAACUUGGGAGCGAAUUUGAUAGAAGCUGGCGAUCGCGUGUAGGGUGGAUGUAUCUAGACGUAUCUCAAUUCAAAAUCCUUUUCUAAAGCGUUGUCGACCAUGGUAAGGCAACCAACAUC